Molecule: messenger RNA, 1851 nt
Organism: Talaromyces proteolyticus
Lineage: Eukaryota; Fungi; Ascomycota; Eurotiomycetes; Eurotiales; Trichocomaceae
Product: putative 3-ketoacyl-CoA thiolase
Exons: 2
Coding region: 415-1656 (413 amino acids)
Biological process (GO): fatty acid beta-oxidation; phenylacetate catabolic process
Cellular component (GO): peroxisome
Molecular function (GO): acetyl-CoA C-acyltransferase activity
Source: RefSeq, a predicted model, not a curated record
CCCAUUCAAUACCUGCAAGCUUCGUUCAAUGUUUUUUUUCGCCUGGGUGAAUACAUGUAUCAUUGUGUUUAUAUUGAAUAUACUACUGUCGAAGUAAUGCAAAUAGAGCAACUGGCUAUAUCUCUUCAGCAAUUGCAGCCUCUCUCUACAUUUCUGCGUCUGUUCCUGAGCUUCCCCAUACAUUGAUAUAGCUUCUCCCCGGCAUCGCCUAACGGCAUAGUCAUUACCCGAUAGACGGCUUCCACCUGCCCCAAGAAAUAGCCGGCAUGAUUCCGAUUUCUUGAUCUUGAUUAUAUUUCUGGCAUUAUUUCCUUCUUUCUAUUUUCUCUUUCUCUCUCUUUUUCUUUUCCUCUCCGUGGCCUUUUUGUCUUGCAUCGCAACCGUGUUGCUGAGGAAUAGCUCUAGCUGCCGAAGAUGGCCUUGCCUAUUCCCCGGGGCCUGAAGCAGGUCCUUCAAAAAUCCCCAUCCGACAUCGUCAUCCUCUCAUCCGUGCGAACCGCCAUCACUCGCGCCAAAAAGGGCGGUUUCAAAGAUGCCUACCCCGAGGAACUACUCGCACACGUCCUCAAGGCAACACUUGCCGCGAACCCCAACCUUGAUCCCGCCCUGAUCGAUGAUGUCGCCAUUGGCUCUGUUCUACAAGAACUAGGUGGUGCCAAAGCCGGGCGCAUGGCGCAAAUCCAUGCUGGCUUUCCAAACUCAGUCUCCUUCCACACAAUCAACCGACAAUGCUCCUCGGGCCUAGCAGCGAUCACGGGCAUCGCAAAUGGUAUUCGAGCGGGGGCUAUCAAUGUUGGUAUUGGCGGAGGCAUGGAGUCGAUGACCCGGAACUAUGGAUCUCGCGCGAUUCCCACGGUGCUAUGGCCGGAACUAAAGGAAUCGCACUCGCAAGAUUCCCGAGACUGUAUCAUGCCCAUGGGCAUUACAUCGGAGAAUGUUGCUAGCCGAUAUGGAGUGUCGAGGGCUGACCAAGACGCCUUUGCCGCGCACUCGCAUCAUAAGGCUGCUGCGGCACAGGAGGCCGGGUUAUUCGAUGCUGAGAUCGUGCCAGUCACAACCAAAUUCUUUGACGCGGAGCACCCCGAGGCACCACCAAGAGAUAUCACCGUCGCCAAGGACGACGGUGUCCGACCCAACGUCUCAGUCGAGAAGAUGGCUACGUUGAAGCCUGCUUUUAGAGAAAACGGCACCAGCACUGCUGGAAACAGUUCUCAAGUAAGCGACGGUGCGGCUGCCACGCUUCUCAUGCGCCGCUCGACAGCCACUGAGCUUGGAUUGUCGUCGUCUAUCAAGGGCCGCUGGGUUGCUAGUGCUGUGGCUGGCGUAGCGCCGGAUGAGAUGGGAGUUGGGCCGGCGGUUGCAAUCCCCAAGCUGUUGGGUCAGGUUGCGCUGGACAUUGCAGAUGUUGGAGUUUGGGAGAUCAACGAAGCGUUUGCGUCGCAAGCUUUGUACAGUGUGCGCAAGCUCGGCAUUGAUGAGGCAAAAGUCAAUCCGAAGGGAGGCGCCAUUGCGCUCGGUCAUCCAUUGGGUGCUACGGGUGCGCGACAAUUAGCUACUUUGUUACCUGAAUUGGAGAGGACAGGGCAGGAAGUCGGUGUAGUGAGUAUGUGUAUUGGUACGGGGAUGGGUAUGGCUGGUUUGUUUGUGCGUGAAUAAGAGAUGAAUGAAUGAAUGACGGGCAAAAUUUUGUAAAUAGCUAGAUAGCAUUUUUUUUUCCGAGACUUGAUUUAUCCAUCCUUCAAUACACUGCAUGAGGUUAUACUAAUCUGCCUUGGCCAUACUGAGGUGUGUCGAAGCACAUCAUUCAUUGUUGAAUAUAAUGUGUUGAACUAUAUUUAAUUUCGACUAAUG